AUGGCUUCCCUAGCUUUUCCGGCAUCCGAAAACUAUGUUUUGCAGUCAUGUAUGUCAGUUUCUCCCAACUCCGAUCAUGCCAGAGACGGUUCUAUAUUUGGGAAGUCAGUUUCGUCUAAGAAACGGAACACCAGAGACUUAACGAUCACAAAUGUUACAAGCAAAAUGCCUAAAGCUUUCCCUCCAACUAUAAAAGAGAUGACAGAUGACCGGAAGCUAGCCGCUUGGACAAGCAUCCGACAGGAGCAAUGGGAAGGAGAGCUCGUCGUUGAAGGCAAAAUUCCACCAUGGCUGAGUGGGACUUACAUAAGGAAUGGCCCAGGCUUGUGGCACCUAGGAGACUACCACUUCCGGCACCUAUUUGACGGCUUCGCCACCCUCGUCCGCCUUCAUUUUGACAAUGGCCGGCUCAUAAUGGGUCACCGGCAAAUCGAAUCUGAGGCCUAUAAGGCUGCGAAGAAGAAGAAUAAGCUUUGUUACUUGGAAUUUUCUGAAGCCCCAAAGCCCGAUAAUUUCCUAGCUUACAUAGUUGAAAAGGCUAAACUAUUUCUUGGUGCAUCAUUGACGGAUAACGCUAACACCGGUGUGGUUAAAUUAGCUGACGGACGGGUUGUUUGCCUGACGGAGUCAAUCAAAGGGUCGAUGGUGAUUGAUCCGGACACAUUGAACACAAUAGGGAAGUUUGAGUAUAGUGACUCAUUGGGUGGUCUACUUCACUCGGCUCAUCCAAUUGUGACGGAUACAGAGUUCCUGACUUUGUUGCCGGAUCUGGUGAAUCCAGGGUACAUGGUGGUGAGGAUGGAACCGGGGACGAAUGAGAGGAAGGUGAUCGGGAGGGUGAGUUGCCGCGGCGGACCAUCACCGGGUUGGGUUCACUCGUUUCCGGUGACCGAACAUUAUGUGGUUGUACCGGAGAUGCCAUUGAGGUACUGUGCCCAAAAUCUCCUAAGAGCUGAGCCCACGCCACUAUACAUGUUCAAAUGGCACCCCGAGUCCAAAGGGUUUAUGCAUAUUAUGUGUAAAGCUAGUGGCAAGAUUGUGGCUAGUGUGGAGGUUCCAUUAUUCGUGACCUUUCACUUUAUCAAUGCAUACGAAGAGAAGGACGAGGAUGGGAGGGUGACUGCAGUUAUUGCCGACUGUUGCGAGCAUAACGCCGACACAACAAUUUUAGACAAGCUCAGAUUGCAACACCUCCGAUCAUUUACCGGCAAAGACGUCUUGCCAAAAGCUAGGGUGGGCCGUUUCAUAAUACCAUUGGAUGGAAGUCCAUAUGGGAAGUUAAACGAUGCAUUGGAGGCAGAUGAACAUGGGAAGGGCAUGGACAUGUGCAGCAUCAACCCAGCCUAUUUGGGCAAGAAAUACAGAUAUGCUUACGCUUGUGGUGCCCAACGCCCUUGUAACUUCCCCAACACCCUCACUAAGCUUGACUUAGUAGAGAGAAAGGCAAAGAACUGGUACGACGAGGGUGCUGUGCCCUCUGAACCAUUCUUUGUUGGUCGACCUGGUGCAACUGAGGAAGAUGAUGGAGUAGUAAUAUCGAUGAUCAGUGACAAAAAUGGCGGAGGAUAUGCAUUAUUAUUAGACGCAUCCAGGUUCGAAGAGAUCGCAAGAGCAAAAUUUCCUUAUGGUCUUCCAUAUGGACUCCAUGGAUGUUGGGUUCCGAAGAAUUAG
Messenger RNA from Cornus florida, 1671 nucleotides. RefSeq names its product carotenoid cleavage dioxygenase 8 homolog B, chloroplastic-like. The record is from RefSeq and is a predicted model, not a curated record. NCBI's taxonomy places the organism in Eukaryota, Viridiplantae, Streptophyta, Magnoliopsida, Cornales, Cornaceae. The coding region runs from base 1 to 1671 and encodes 556 amino acids. Gene Ontology annotation, cellular component: chloroplast. Gene Ontology annotation, biological process: carotene catabolic process. Gene Ontology annotation, molecular function: carotenoid dioxygenase activity. The transcript is spliced from 6 exons.